GGCAUAAAACCUCUGCAGCAGCGCUGGAUUAGGGUUUUGUCGUUCCAACACCAUACAGCCAAGUAGUCUUCGUUCUCGUCUAUUUUCAAAUUGUAGAUCUCGCUCGGACACUAGGAAGCACUUGAAGGCCAGAGCAAAGUUUGGAUUUAAAAGACAUUAAUAAUUCACAAUGAGUCGGCCAAUGGAAGAAGAUGUUGUCAAGACUGAGGAUGAGGAAUUUAAUACAGGACCACUUUCUGUUCUGAUGAUGAGUGUCAAAAACAACACCCAAGUGCUCAUUAAUUGUCGAAACAACAAAAAGCUUCUUGGUCGAGUGAGAGCUUUUGAUAGGCACUGCAACAUGGUUCUCGAAAAUGUUAAAGAAAUGUGGACCGAGGUACCAAAGACUGGGAAAGGCAAGAAAAAGGCACAGCCAGUAAACAAAGACAGAUUCAUCAGUAAAAUGUUUUUGCGCGGAGAUUCUGUUAUCAUAGUGCUUAGAAAUCCCAAGUGAGAUAACAUGGUAUGAUAUAUCCUACUGAUUGUUUUUUGUAGUAGAUUUUGUUAAUGGCACAAACAGUCCUAGUAAAACCUGUAAGCAGCUGAACUUCCCGGCCUGCCCUUGGUUACUCCUAAUUGCAUUAAAUGACUUGAGACCAUAGAUAUUGUUCCAGAAGUGUCUUAAAAGGGCUGUUUGCCAUUCUUGUAGUUAGUUUAUAUGGCAUCUUCUUGAUUUGUCUUGACCAUGUUGAUGUGAUGCCACCAUAAACAAUAUUCACUUCGAGAUUGAGAUUCAAAUCUUUGUUCAUGUUAAGAUAGUUUUAUACCAUAAAUUUUACCAUUGGUUAUUA
Molecule: messenger RNA, 830 nt
Organism: Humulus lupulus (European hop)
Lineage: Eukaryota; Viridiplantae; Streptophyta; Magnoliopsida; Rosales; Cannabaceae
Exons: 6
Coding region: 170-493 (107 amino acids)
Biological process (GO): RNA splicing; spliceosomal snRNP assembly
Cellular component (GO): U4/U6 x U5 tri-snRNP complex; U1 snRNP; catalytic step 2 spliceosome
Molecular function (GO): RNA binding
Source: RefSeq, a predicted model, not a curated record